AUGCGUUUCCACUCUAUCGCUCUACUGACCGGCGCUACCACCGUUGCUGCUGGUAACACCGCAGACCUUCUCCUGCCCGGCUUCCAGGGCAUGAACCUCCAAGCCGGUAUCAUCGGCAGCGAGGGAGAUGCGACUACCUACCGUAUCAACUGCCCCCAGACUGUGGCCGCCACUGCUUGUGGUAUCCCCGGCGAGGGCAUGACUGCGAUUGCCGCCCCAACUUCCAUGCAGCUCCGCAACAUCAACAUGCAGGGAACCACUGGAACUCUGUCCUGCAAUGUUGAAGGCACCACUUACGCCUCUUGCCAGGCUUCCGCCGGGACUGUCACUCCCUCCGGCACUCUCGGCUCAGCCGAUCUCAACUGGAUGCCCGUGACCGUCACCGGUCCCUGCUCUACCAGCACCCCGACUCCCACGUCGACUCCCACCCCAACCCCAACCCCAUCCAGCACCACCGAGAUCGUGACUCCCACCCAAACCCCCACCUCCACCUCCACCGUGACCCCAACCAUGACCCCGAGCAUGACCCCCAAGAAGUCCUCCUCGGCGCUCAUCUCCACCCCCCUCGCCACUUCCACUCCCCUGGUUGCGGCCCCCACCACCGACGCCGUCAUCUCCGCAACUGGCUCGCCCUCCGCUUCCCCAUCGGCCUUCAACGCCGCCGGCCAGCUCGGCGGAAACCUCUGGACCGUCGGCGGUGCCGCCCUGGCCCUGGCCUGCGCUUUCAUUUAA
Penicillium nucicola is the source of this 732-nucleotide messenger RNA. RefSeq names its product putative GPI anchored glycoprotein. Lineage: Eukaryota; Fungi; Ascomycota; Eurotiomycetes; Eurotiales; Aspergillaceae. The record is from RefSeq and is a predicted model, not a curated record. The transcript has 3 exons. Bases 1 to 732 code for a protein of 243 amino acids.